CGAUGGUGUUUUGAUCUAACUCGUUGCUUAUGUUCUUCAGUUGGUGGAACAUGGCGACACACCUUGGUUGGUCUUUACUGGGUUUAGCUGACCUGGAUAGGUUGAACUCCGUCGACGAUUCAUCCGUUUCUCUUAUUCAUGUGCUGUACAGCUUCUUCUUAAUCAUGGCAGUUAUCCUUCUCGUGAACAUGAUGAUUGCGUUGCUCUCAAACACCUAUCAGCAGGUUCAGGAUAAUUCACUGCAGGAGUGGUCUUUCAAGAGAGCCAUUACUGUAAGAACUUACAGCACCUAUCAUCCGAUACCAGUGCCCUUCAACCUUUUGUCUGUCCCCCUGAUAGUACUCUGGCACCUAUGUUGGCGCGACACUCCUGCUUCGCUCAAGGGCGGACGGAGAGUAGCUCUGAAUAAAGUGGUGAAGAAACUAGAAAGGAUGUACUUCGAGAAAUACGGUUAUGAAUUUCCCCUCACAGAGGGGAAAAAGAUAGAUCACUUGGUGCAAGAAAAUGAGGGAGGACGAAAAUUGGCCAAUCAGAUAGUACGGCAAGUAUUCCGACCGCGUGGAAAUAAGGAGGAAAAACUUGCGUCUGGCCACAGAGCGUGGUAUGAUUCGCCGGGAAUUGCUGUCGAUGGCUGUCUCCUAACUUACGUGGGACCAGAUGUCUGCGGCAUAUGCAAAAGUGGAAAUCGUAAGAACAUUCACAGUGCCAAGUUCAAGUCUCCCUUUACACCAGAGACACCAAGAUUUGAGGUACUUAUUCAGGAGACUGGGGAGAGGCGUAUUGUGGCAUUGGGUGCUGUUUAUGAGUCGUACGACUGUCACAAAAUGCCUGGCUGGUAUAGUGGAACAGUAGGUUACCACAUAGACGAUGGUAAAAUAUUUGAAACUGGCUUCCAUGAGCUGGGAAGAGAAGUCGAAGGAGCCAUGGCUUACCGCGGUGAUCUCAUCGCUUGUGAAGUUGAUUUUAGUGGAGUCCUCGAGGGAAAAGUCUCUGUGUUGUUCUCCUUGAACGGUAGAAAAGUAGCGCGUUCUUCAGUGGAAUAUACAGAGGGAAAUAAACUAUUGCCCUUCGUUUCAUUGGGAUUUGAAGGCAUUACAGUGCUCACCAAGAUGUGCCAUCGUGACAGAGACCGUUUUAGUAGAGUAACAAACGAAGACAUUCAGGAGGAAAUUGGAGAUCUGCGACGUGAUUUUCAGAAUCAACUUACCGAGCAAAGGAGGAUGUUGUCAGAAAUGAGAAAUUUAGUACUGCGUUUGAAGGAAGUAAAGGAUAAAGAUAAACAAGAAGAAGAUACUAAGAAACUGGCGGGUGACUUAAGUUAAAUCCACAAGUGAUGGCUUACGCGCAGUUUGAUGGAUCGGAUCAAUGGAUGGAUGAAAAUAAAGAAGAUUUUCAUCACCUUAGUAGUCGUUCAAGAACAUUCAUUUAGUUUAAACGCAAUGUAAAUCGUAUGCAAUCACUCUUUUUGAUGAGUGAAAAAGAUGCAAACUGUAUUUCUAUAGCUGUAAUAUUUCUUGUUGAAUUAAAAUUGUAGUCUGCUUACUUACAAAGAUUGUAGGAGUUAUGAAAACCAUUCAUUACCAUCUAUAAGUUACGUUUGCUUAAUCAUAUAGCUCCUAGUCAAUAACCAUAGUCUCCCCUUCAACUGUUAUAUAUGUUCCUGCAAAUUAUUUGGGAGAAUGUAGAGUUAAAUCAAGGUAUCACUUUGCUUGUGAGUUAAUCUGUUAUCUGUUUGCUGAGGAACAAAUAA
Messenger RNA from Pocillopora verrucosa, 1750 nucleotides. The record is from RefSeq and is a predicted model, not a curated record. NCBI's taxonomy places the organism in Eukaryota, Metazoa, Cnidaria, Anthozoa, Scleractinia, Pocilloporidae.